Molecule: messenger RNA, 5255 nt
Organism: Boeremia exigua
Lineage: Eukaryota; Fungi; Ascomycota; Dothideomycetes; Pleosporales; Didymellaceae
Product: glucanotransferase domain of glycogen debranching enzyme-domain-containing protein
Exons: 2
Coding region: 447-5102 (1551 amino acids)
Biological process (GO): glycogen catabolic process; glycogen biosynthetic process
Molecular function (GO): amylo-alpha-1,6-glucosidase activity; 4-alpha-glucanotransferase activity
Source: RefSeq, a predicted model, not a curated record
CAAGUUUUGACGAAUUGGAGGCUCAUUUGCAGCCUAGUUGCAGGGAUGUCUAUUGGCUGCUCACAUCCCCACGGGCCUUAGCCCAGGAAACUGGUGUUGUUGAGCGGGAGCCCCGCGCCAAUGACGUCUGGCUGGAAAUGCGGCUCUGGGCCUGGUCGCGACCUCCUGCGAUGCCGAUCACUGGCGCUCGCGUCUGCUACUUCCUUUCUUCAUACACAGAGGGCAAUUGUCCCUCAGCACCUGCGCGUGGAGGCUGCCAUUGUUGUUUGUUCCUCUCAUCCGCACCGUUUCUCCUCCAAAGCACCCUCGACCUCUACAGAUCCGUCCCAUUGCUAUCAGCAGAAAUCUUUCACACCUCUGUAUUAUUUACUAGCCCUCGCGCGUACGUCCGUUGCAAUCCUACCAAUUGACGCUAUACCAACUGCCUCCAGGACGUAUCGUCAGCCAUGCCUGCACCACAAGCCUCGCAACAAGCUGUGUAUCUGCUGCCCUUGACGGACAGCGGAGCACCAGACGUUCCCGGAACCUACAUUUAUCUUCCACCGCCGACCGAGCCGGCGUACUGUGUCCGUUUCCAGAUACAAGGUACCAGCUCGAUAUGUCGUCAAGGCAGUCUCUGGGUGAACAUUCCCUCGAAAGGCGAGAAGUUCAGUCGCAGUCAGUACCGCGAAUACAAGCUGAAACCUGAUUUCAACGGGAUCACUGAGAUUGACGUGCCUAUCCACGAGGCCAACGCGUACUCUUUCUACACUACCUACACACCGCUGCCUCAGUGGACCUUCACAGAUGUCGCAACACCGGAACCUACGCGAACGGAAACAUACUACAUCGAUGUCUGCCCCAGACUUACCCUACAGGGUCAGCAGCUGCCGAUCGAGGCCGUUUCGCUGUUCUCCUGCCUGUCAAAGUUCAUGGGCAAGUAUCCUAGCGACUGGGACAAGCACCUCCAGGGCAUCAGCCAGCGUGGCUACAACAUGGUGCACUUUACUCCUCUUAUGAUUCGCGGAGUUUCGAAUUCACCCUACAGUAUCUAUGACCAGCUCGCUUUCGACUCGACCAUCUUUCCCAAUGGCGAGAAGGACAUUGCUCGCAUGGUCACAAAAAUGCAGUCAGAGUACAAUCUCUUGAGCAUGACGGACGUUGUCUGGAACCACACAGCGAACAACAGCAAGUGGCUCGAGGCGCACCCUGAGGCUGGUUACAACGUCGACACUGCACCGUGGCUGCAAUCUGCGCUAGUGCUCGACACUGCACUUCUCAACUUUGGCAAGGAGCUCAAGUCGCAUGGCCUGCCCACCCACUUCAAAACCGUGGAUGACCUCCUGAAGGUUAUGGAGGUUAUCAAGACAAAGGUGAUUAGUGACAUCAAGCUGUGGGAAUAUUAUGUCAUCGACGCAGAGAAGAGUGCCAAUGCCAUUGUCGAGAAGUGGAUUGCUGGCCAAGCCACAUUCAUCGAUGAUAGCUUUAGUGAGGCUGGUCUUCGUGGUCUUGAUGCCAUCAAGAGUUGGUCCCUCAAGCAGAAAGCCGACUGGUUGGUGGAGCAUGCGUUGCAAGGUGGUGACAGGAUGGGCGAGCGUUUCCGUCGUCGCAUCGAGCCCGCAGUGGGUGCUGGCCUCCUCUGCGCCCUUUUUGGACGCUACGACAGUCGUACCGGCACCACUCCUGAUGAGAAAGCAGCUCGUGAUGCGAUUACCAGCAUUUGCAACGAGAUCAACUUACCGUUUUACCGUGAGUUCGACAGCGACAAGGCCGAGAUUAUGGAACAACUCUUCAACCGGAUCAAGUAUGUGCGGUUGGAUGACCACGGCCCAAAGCUGGGCGAAGUUACAGAAGCCAAUCCACUCAUUGAGCCUUACUUCACUCGUCUGCCGUUGAACGAGACAACAAAGAAGCACAAUCCCGAUGCACUUGCACUCGUCAACAAUGGAUGGGUAUGGGCUGCUGAUGCCAUGAGGGACAAUGCCGGGCCCAAAUCACGAGCAUACCUGAGAAGAGAAGUCAUUGUCUGGGGCGACUGCGUCAAGCUUCGAUACGGCACAGGCCCCGAGGACAACCCAUUCCUUUGGGAACACAUGGCGAAAUACACACGUCUUAUGGCCAAGUACUUCCAAGGAUUCCGUAUCGACAAUUGCCACUCUACACCUAUCCAUUUGGCCGAGUACAUGCUUGAUCAAGCGCGACAAGUUAACCCCAACUGCUUCGUGGUUGCUGAGCUAUUCUCUGGCUCAGAAGAGAUGGACUUCAAGUUCGUUGAGCGUCUCGGAAUCGCCUGCCUGAUUCGCGAGGGAAUGCAGGCUUGGAGCACCCAGGAGCUAAGCAGGCUCGUUCAUCGACAUGGCGGUGUGCCCAUUGGCAGCUUUGACACCGAUGAGGUUCUGAAUGCUGAAAACACCAAUGCAACCGAUGCAUCUCAGCCUCGCGCAAUCAUCAAGAAGAUCAAGCGCAGCCCUGUCCACGCGCUAUUCAUGGAUUGCACGCACGACAAUGAGACGCCUGCUCAAAAGCGGGAUGCCCGCGACACCCUCCCUCAGGCUGCCUUGGUUGCCAUGUGCUCCUGCGCUACAGGCAGUGUUUUCGGUUACGAUGAGGUGUAUCCAGAACUCAUUGAGCUCGUUCACGAAAAGAGGCUCUACUCAUCGAGCAGCUCCACUGGAGGACCAAUCGCGGCACAGGCCGGCGAAGGCGGUAUAGGAGGUAUCCGGAAGAUCAUCAACGGUAUCCACUACAAGAUGGGCAAAGAGGAGUAUGACGAGACAUACAUCCACCACGAUGGGGAGUACAUUACUGUCCACCGUGUCAACCCCCACACUCGGAAGGGCUACUUUCUUAUCGCUCAUACGGCAUUCCCUGGAUAUGGUAACGGUAAUGGAGGCUUUGGCCAGACCAACCUCCCAGGAACUGCGGCAAAGCUCAUUGGCAGUUGGAACUUGGAAGUCGACAACAGUCCCGAGACCAGGGCGAAGGUCAUCGGUGAUAAGACUACGCUUCGUGGUUUGCCUGCACAAACACAUGAGCUCAAGGGCGUCCGAGUGGAAUCGAGCGGCGACUCGACAACGAUAACCAUUCCUGACAAGUUUCCACCUGGCAGCAUUGCACUCUUCGAAACCUGGGUGCCGGGUGCUGAACACGCCGACGGCCUCGACAAGUAUGUCACCGGUGGCGCGCAUGCAGCUUUCCGUGAAGCCAGCCUGACGGACCUGAACUACAUCCUGUACCGCUGUGACCCAGAAGAACGGGACGCAACAGGAAACAAAGAUGGAACAUACAACGUGCCAGGACAUGGCAACCUGGUUUAUGCUGGUCUACAGGGUUGGUGGAGCGUACUCCGCGACAUUGUGAACGACAACAAUUUGGGACACCCACUUUGUAACCAUCUUCGAGAGGGCCAGUGGGCACUCGACUACUGUGUUAACCGACUCGAACGGAUUUCGGAGAAGAGAACGUACCGGGGAGUCCGGGGCCCCUCCAAGUGGUUGAAGGAAAGAUGCGACGCUAUUCGCAAGCUGCCUAGUUUCUUGCUUCCUCGAUAUUUUGCUCUGGUCAUACAGACUGCUUACAAUGCUGCGGUCGAUCGAGCUAUCGAGCUUAUGGGAGACAACGUUCGCAACGGGCAGCAGUUCCUGAAGAGUCUGGCUCUUGUCAGCAUUCAAGUCACUGGCUACAUGAACAGUGCAUCUCUUUGGCCAGAGAAGACCGUUCCCAGCAUGGCGGCUGGUCUUCCUCAUUUUGCGAACGAUUGGGCUCGUUGCUGGGGCCGGGACAUUACGAUAUCUGCCCGAGGCCUAUACAUGGGCACUGGACGAUACAAUGAUGCCAAGGAGCACAUUCUGGCUUUUGCCAGUGUGCUCAAACAUGGCAUGGUUCCCAAUCUUCUGAGUGGCGGGAAGCUACCUCGAUACAAUUCUCGAGAUUCAGUAUGGUGGUUCCUCCAGAACAUUCAGGACUACACGAAGAUUGUCCCCGGUGGGCUUGACCUGCUUCAAGCAAAAGCCAAGAGGCGCUUCUUGCCUUACGACGAUACAUGGUUCCCUCAUAACGACAAGCGGGCUUACUCCACUUCGUCCACCAUCGAGGACGUCAUCCAAGAAGCGUUGCAACGUCAUGCCUCUGGAAUAGAGUUCCGCGAAUACGACGCCGGGCCCAACAUUGACAGCCAGAUGAAGUCUGAAGGGUUCAACAUCAAGAUCUGGACUGACUUCGAGACUGGCCUGAUCUUCGGCGGUAACCAAUCCAACUGCGGCACGUGGAUGGACAAAAUGGGCGAGAGCGAAAAGGCUGGCAGCAAGGGCGUACCCGGUACUCCCCGUGAUGGAGCACCGGUUGAAAUGAUCGGUAUGCUCUACAGCACUGUCCGCUGGUGCGCGGAUCUGUACAAGCAAGGCAAGUUCAAGUACGAGGGUGUCACGUUGCCCGAUGGCAAGGAGACUAUUACCUACGAGAAGUGGGCAGACAAGAUCAAGGCCAACUUCGAGCGCACCUUCUACGUCCCACGUACACCGGAUGAGGACGGCGACUAUGAUGUCAACCCUAGCAUCAUCAACCGCCGCGGUAUCUACAAAGAUCUCUACCGGUCCGGAAAAGAGUACGAGGAUUAUCAGCUACGCCCUAACUUCCCUGUUGCAAUGUCUGUGGCGCCUGAUCUCUUUGAUCCAGAGCAUGCUUUGUACGCUCUGCAGAUGGCCGAUCGCAUUCUGCUGGGUCCACAAGGCAUGAAGACACUCGACCCUAGUGAUUUGAACUAUCGUGGCUACUACAUCAACAGCGAGGACUCUACCGACUUCCAUACCUCGAAAGGCCGCAACUACCACCAGGGCCCCGAAUGGGUUUGGCCCACUGGUUUCUUCCUUCGCGCAUUGCUCAAGUUCGACCUCAAGCGGCGCAAGACAGCCGAAGAGCGCGUCGAGAGCUACCAGCAGGUCACACGUCGCCUGGCUGGCUGCAUGAAGGCCAUUCAGGAGAGUCCUUGGGCUGGCCUGACAGAGCUGACCCAAAAGAAUGGAGAGUUCUGCGGCGACUCGUGUCCCACACAAUCGUGGUCAGCUAGUUGCAUUAUCGAUUUGUUCCAGGAUGCACGGGAGUAUGAGCUCAAGGAGUCUUCGUAGGCACGACCAUUGCUGGAUUUAAUGGGCGGUUGUUGAGUGGCGAUGUAGUCGUCAAGAGCACUGAAGUAUUGUGCGGGCUUGGUUUUGCAUGGCUGAUCGCGUCGACCUUUAUACCUAUGUAUGUCAUAAUUGAAUGCUUUUCCACCUGAACUA